AAUUCGUUUCAGAAACGGCAACUUUUACCAACAUGGCAAAUGGGGUAGGAUUCAUAGAAUCCACGUCAAAAAAUAUCAUUUUCUCAUUUGCAAACCAUGUUAUAAACGAUUCAUCUCAUCUACAAAAGGAAUCAUUUUCAUUACAUUCAAAACAAAGUAAAACCAACAAAACUGCUGAACAUGCCACAACGAUUCGCAGGAAGCGGUCAUGGUCCAGAGCAGUGUUUAGCAGUCUCCAAAGGAAGGGACUGGAAAGGACAUUCCAGGAUCAGAAAUAUAUCACAAAACCUGACAGGAAACGUCUUGCAGCUAAUUUAGGCUUGCACGAUGCGCAGGUAAAAGUUUGGUUUCAAAACCGUCGAAUGAAAUGGCGACACAUGGUUAAAAGUAAAAGACUGCCUUUCACACAAAGUCGUACUACAAUCAACGAAACGAUAUCUAAAGGAUCAAAUACAUCGGACGUGUGUGCACCAGUCGAUGCAGUGUUAGCACUUGACAUCGAUGAAGACAGCAGAGAUAUUGAUAUAAUUAUAGAUUGAUUA
This is a messenger RNA of Anopheles aquasalis, 542 nucleotides long. Its product is annotated as homeobox protein H2.0-like. Gene Ontology annotation, molecular function: DNA-binding transcription factor activity, RNA polymerase II-specific; sequence-specific DNA binding. Gene Ontology annotation, biological process: regulation of DNA-templated transcription. Lineage: Eukaryota; Metazoa; Arthropoda; Insecta; Diptera; Culicidae. The record is from RefSeq and is a predicted model, not a curated record.